Molecule: messenger RNA, 696 nt
Organism: Pediculus humanus corporis (human body louse)
Lineage: Eukaryota; Metazoa; Arthropoda; Insecta; Psocodea; Pediculidae
Product: mitochondrial carrier protein, putative
Exons: 5
Coding region: 1-696 (231 amino acids)
Source: RefSeq, a predicted model, not a curated record
AUGGGUACAAAAAAAACAGAUUCAGAAACAGACAAUAAAGUUGAAAAUUACAGUACAUUAUGGAAUCCUUUAAAUUGGGAUUUAAGAGAAUUCAUUUGUGGUUGGGGUUCGGCUUUUAUUAAUAUCUGUGUAACUUAUCCCAUCAACAAAGUUACAUUCAGGCAGAUGCUGCAUAAUCUUUCACCGAUAAAUGCAAUUAAACAAAUAUCCAAUGAAGGAAUAUAUGUAUUGUACAGAGGAAUACUCCCACCCCUUUGUCAGAAAACAACUAGUUUAUCACUCAUGUUUGGUGUAUAUGAAGGCUCAAGAAUGCCAUUACAAGAAAUGGUUUCUCCUAUGAAAGCCAAGGCAUUAGCUGCUCUUAUUGCAGGAACUACAGAAGCAACAUUAGCUCCAUUGAAAGAAGAUGCAGCCAAAGAAAUGUUGAACAAAAAAAAUGGAAACUGGUAUAGUAAAAUGUUUGGUGAAUUUAUAUGUGGUGGCCUAAUAGGAGGUAUGAUAAGUAGUUUUUUCUAUCCUUUAAAUGUGGUAAAAGUACAUUUGCAAAGUAAACUAGGUGGGGAAUUUCAAAACAUCUAUUCAGCUGUGAUACAAAUAUACAAUGAAAGAGGAAGAAAAGUAUCGUCUUUUUACAGAGGAGUACAUUUAAACUAUACUAGGGGUUUUAUAAGUUGGGGAUUUUAUUAUUUCUGUUAA